Molecule: messenger RNA, 3872 nt
Organism: Macrobrachium nipponense
Lineage: Eukaryota; Metazoa; Arthropoda; Malacostraca; Decapoda; Palaemonidae
Product: G-protein coupled receptor moody-like
Exons: 9
Coding region: 519-1703 (394 amino acids)
Biological process (GO): G protein-coupled receptor signaling pathway
Cellular component (GO): membrane
Molecular function (GO): G protein-coupled receptor activity
Source: RefSeq, a predicted model, not a curated record
AAGUUGCCGGAUAUUGAUUAAACGGUCUCGAUGCUUCUCAUCCGAGAGCAUUCGCCAGCUGCAUACUUGUGAAUUCUCUGACUGAGUAAGACACAACGACAUAAAUGUAUUUUAUAAAGAUACUGCGUACUCGUAUUCAAUAAACAAGUGUAUUCUGAGUGAUCUCGCAUUUACCUGACGACCUUUAGCAACUCUUUAUCAAGGGUGGCCACAGGUUCAGAAGUCAGUCGCGAUAAGGACGAUCAGUGACACGGGAGGACCGUCUUAUUUCGCUAGUUGAUAGUGCGUUUAUGUUAUACAGUUGAAAGAAAAAGUUCAAUGCCGGCAUCUAAAUUAUGGAUACGUAGUGACUGACUGUGACAAGCAAGUUCUCCUUUGUAAGAAUCAUCGACGAGAGCGGCUGCUUCCUCCGGAUUCUGUUUGUUUAAGCGAAGCCAGGAUGUACAUUCAAAACGUUGGAUAAAGGCUGCUGUGAGCUUCUCCAGUGAUUUGUGAAGGGAACAUCUGCAACGAACGAGAUGGAUUCCACGGAAGAAGCUCCUGGAUGGGUGUUGGUGUUCACCUCGGUGUGUGCCAUCAUCAUCGCCGUUCUGGGAUUCAUCGGCAAUCUGCUCACAAUCUUGGCUUUACCAUAUUCGACGCGACUGAGGAACGCUGCCACAUGGUUCGUGGUGAACCUUGCAGUCGUGGAAGGUCUCUUCUGCGUCACCAUCCUGCCCAUGUCGGCUGCCCAUCUCUUCUCCCUCUAUGCCAACAAUCAGAAACUGUUCUCAUCGGAAGGAUGCAGCGUGUUCGUCUUCCUUCGUUACGUCAUCAUCCAGACCGAGCUGCUGUCCAUAGCAGCGAUUGCAGUUAACAGAUGUCUCCUCAUUGCCUUUCCAAGACAAUACCCAAAGAUCUUCACAACACCAAAAACCAUAGUAACCAUCGUCAUGAUUUGGGUUGUAUCAGCUGCACUGAUGCUCAUCCCAUUGCUGAAGAUAUAUGGAGAAUUCACCUAUAACAUUAAGACGAAAGAAGUGACUUCGGAGACUCUCAAGAAACGUUGGAAUGGUCCAAGGAAACUGUUCUUAGCUCUAGGAUUUCUCCUCCCAUGCGCUAUUAUCAUCGCUUCGUAUUCCUACAUCUUUUAUAAGGCAAGACAGAGUUCAGCUAAAGUAGAUAGGACAAGGUCCCAAUCAUUACUCAAGGGUUCCAUUAAUAGUUCAACUGAAGUCAGACCACCCCGUCCAGCUGAUGGGCUGAGGAAGCGUGAUAUUCGUAUUGCUAGAACUAUUGGCGUUAUCUUUCUUGCAUUCAUUAUAUGCUGUACCCCUGUUUCCAUAGCUCACUACUUCGAGCAGUUUCAUAAUCCAACACUCCUGCUGCUGUUGCACCCUUUGUACUGGGCUCAGUAUUGCAUUAACGUAUUCAUAUACGUCUUCAUGAACCACCAAUAUCGUGAUGCCUAUGUGAACUACAUCUCUCGUUGGUGGCCCAACUUUAAAGAGGUGACUUUCCGAAAAUUUAAAUGGCGAGAGGAACGCACAAGCUGUGAUAGUCAACGCCAGACUAGAGCUGCCACUCCCAGCAGUAAUGUGAGAUUUGCCACAAGGAAAGAAUCAAAAUCUAGUAUCAGAGUUCCCCCAGUCCCAUUAGUGGGGGUCACAAGUAAGAAACCAACGUUAGAAACAUCACCAGAAGUUGUGGACACAACCCUUUAAUGAACUUGAAUGAUUAGAGCCUGGUGAUAUUCUGCUCAUGGGAAUCUUCAGCAAUCACUCCACCUACAAAGUUCAUUCCUGGUUCUCUGUAAAGUGGAGUAUAUGUAUUUUGAAUGUGUCAGGACACAAUUGUGUGCAUUCUUGGGUGGUAAUUGGAGAAUUUCCAAAGUCUAUUUGCAAUAGUUAAUAAGAGUUGGGACAGUCUCAAAUGAAAGAUAUUGUGCAUGUCUACAAAAAGAAACCAGUGCAAGAUCCUGUAACAAGCAGAUACUAAUGACUAUGUUAAAGACUCGGCUCUUUGAUUAUUCUAGUGCCUUCAAAUAGGUGCUGCUGUGAUGCUCACUUUUACAAUAGUGUAUAGAGUACAUGUUCUGUGAUUAAUCCUUAACCACAAAGAGAAAAUGAGGUUAUGAAAUGAAUUAAGGGUGCUGUAAAUGAGGAAUUACAAAUAUAUGAAUUUCAAUGGUGUUCUGACAUUCAGAAAGUGUACCAUUCUUACAAGUCUCUCUCAAAAAGUGAUUCCCCUUUUUAAGCUCUUAAUUGCAUGUAUAGGUUACAAUGAUUAAUCUGAUUGCAUGAAUUCUCCUGUCCACAGACUUCAACUUUUAUUUGGUUACCUGUAUGUCUUAGAUGUAAGGGGGACUAACAACUGGUAUCCACUUUUGGAUGUAUCGAUAAUUAUUGAUUACAUGUCCUGGUACUUUAUAUGUAAAUAGCAACAUAAAAAUUAUUAUCAAGUAGUCUAGCUGAACACCUGAGUGAAAAAAUCUUGACUCAUAGGGUUGUGUCGUCAUUUAAAAGAGUUUUACAAAGUAAGUGCCAUUCAAAGAAAUAUUAAUCCCGUAACCUAUGACUUCCAUAGUUCCAGCGUAAUGCAGGCUUAAGAUAAUUCUCUCAGACCUGUAACCUGUUCUUAAUUUGAUUGCGUUCACUCCCUCAAUCUCAAGUCUUUCAUAUUUGUUCUUCUUUUGCUGGUCUUCUGUUGGGAAUAGUCAUGGUCAUUAUUUUUUCGCAAGAAAAUAUGAUUCAUACCCUCAUCAUAAGUAUCUCCCCUUACUCUAGGACUGAGUUUUGUUUAGUAUUUUAAUUCAAGACCUCAAAUAAAAAAUAAAAAAAUAUUUUCUUUACUAUGAAGAAAUAAUUCAAAUCAUACAAACUGUAUUAGCAAAUUAUUUUGAUUUGCAUGCAUGUCCUUUAUAUCUUGCAUACUACAUAAAAUAAUGUACUAGAAUGGACAAAAUUUUCAUUAUUGGUCAGUAUAAGGUUGUGUAUGUGUUUCAAGAAUAAUUUUUGCUGUUGUGGCAUGGGUACUUUGCUUCACUGAUGAUUUUAUGAUCAAUGUAAUAACUGAGAUAUCAAAAGGUACUGUACUCAGCUUCAUUGCCAAAGUUCUAUAAGUUUUCGUGUAUAAAUAGUCAAGAAAAAUAAUUUACUAAAAUUUCCAUUUAUUAAGAGUUAUGUAUAUGCAAAACAAAGGGGUUUUCAUUGUUAGAACAUAUUUUACGAGUUUCAAAAGUAAAUAUUGUAUUAUUUGUGUUACAUUAAUCAAACAGUACAUAUUUUAUCUAGUUUUCUUCAUAAAUUUUCUUAAACUUCCUUUAUGAUUAAAUGUACUGUAGAGGGUACAGCCUUUCAAAGUAAAAAAAGAAUAUAUGAUCAUUCACUCUUAAUAAAACUGUGCUCUAGAUUUGGUUCUCCUGGAGAGCUAAAUGAAACAUUCAUUGCAAACUAUGCGCUGUACAGUGUCAAAUUCCUUUCCAUUUUUUUAAUAAUAUAAAUACAUGUUCGUCAAGAUACAAGAAGUUUGUAUUCUAUAAGUGAACCCAAUAUAAAAUUUGGCCUUUAAAUAUUGUUGCAAAAGGAACAAAAUGUGACUGACUUAUGUUAGACAAAGAUUUGCUGUCCCAAAUAUAAAAACAAUGCAAUACUUUCAGGCCUGAAAUAUCAAAAGGACAAAGUGGUGAAGGGACAACAGUCUUUUGUCUUUGAUGUAAGAUUAUAGUUUUGGAUAAUUACAAAUUAACUGUGCCAAAGACUUGGCAUAUGCAUUUUCUCUAUGAUGUCUCUGGGGAUUAUAUAAGGGCAGUUACAUAUCUGAAAUCUGCAAAAUUGUAGGUUUAUUAUUGUUAAGUAAUCUUUUGCGUUCUCACAAAGGUAAAUGCUCACUGG